AUGAAGAGGAGGCGUCAUGAAAGGACUGAACUUCCUAUGAGGCUGACCAGCUGCAUUUUCAAGAGGCCCGUCACAAGGAUAACUUCCCAUCCUGGCGAUGAGGUCUGGCGCAAGCGGCAGGAGAAGACCUUGGAGAGGCCCCGACAAGUCUGUGCAUACAGGAGACUGCAGGGACUCCAGGCCUGCGGCAGUGAAGGAGAGCCUUUGAGUGCAUUGAAUGUCAUGAAUACCGUGAAUACAAGUGCACUGAAAAGUGCAGGUGAAUCCCUGGGCCUCGCUCGUCCUGGGCCUCUACACACCAGCCCCAAGCCCACCACAGCGUGGUCUUCAGAUUGGGCAGAGAUGAUCCCAGGAGCCGGUCUCUGUGUCCCACAGCUUCUCUGCAGACAACCAGUUACCCGUACAAGUAUCCGGAGACAGACUCUGAAAGUGAAAAAAGCCAGGGAGAGACUGGCUGUGGCCUUGAGGGCAGACAGGCUGGCCAGGGAGGCAGAGAGAGCCAGGAGCCGAGAAAGACACUGUGAAAACUGA
Molecule: messenger RNA, 531 nt
Organism: Pteronotus mesoamericanus
Lineage: Eukaryota; Metazoa; Chordata; Mammalia; Chiroptera; Mormoopidae
Product: putative methyl-CpG-binding domain protein 3-like 3
Exons: 1
Coding region: 1-531 (176 amino acids)
Source: RefSeq, a predicted model, not a curated record